Molecule: messenger RNA, 7601 nt
Organism: Tupaia belangeri chinensis (Chinese tree shrew)
Lineage: Eukaryota; Metazoa; Chordata; Mammalia; Scandentia; Tupaiidae
Gene: LRRK1
Product: leucine rich repeat kinase 1
Exons: 34
Coding region: 155-6319 (2054 amino acids)
Biological process (GO): protein phosphorylation
Molecular function (GO): protein binding; protein kinase activity; ATP binding
Source: RefSeq, a predicted model, not a curated record
UUUGUGAUGUUUUUCACUACCAGAAUGAGAACGUGUCCUGCUCGACCAUGACUGGCUGUCUACACCUUAAUCUACUCCAUGGGCAGCAGCAGCAGCAGCAGCAGCGGUGACAGCAGUGUGACCUACCUUUAGAGAUCGGCUGCCUCAAGGGUCGAUGGCUGGCAUGUCGCAGAGACCACCCAGCAUGUACUGGUGUGUGGGGCCGGAGGGGUCAGCCGUGUGUCCAGAACGCGCCAUGGAGACCCGUAACGGGACCCUGACUUCAGCCGUGACACCCUGGCACUGCUGCUGGCUUCUCAGAACACUGUCCACUGCCGGACCCAGCAUGGACCAGAAGAGGAAAAAGAACAUUCCAGAAGGGCGUCCCAUCCCAGGUGCAGGGGACAUGGGCGGCAAGCUGUCCGCGUCCGGCGGCGACUCCACGGCGCGGUCCGCGAGGACGGGGGACAUUCACGCCGCCUACAAGCAGGGCCACCUGGCCAGGGCGCGCGACCUGCUAGGAGAGGCUUGCGUGGAGAGCGCCACCCAGGCGGAAAAGCUCCAGCUUCUAAGCAUCUCGGCGGCCUACGGCGACCUGGAGAUGGUGCGUUGUCUGCUCACCGACAGAUGCGUCGAGCUGCCCACGGAGCCCACCGAUGACAACCCGGCCGUGGUGGCUGCCCACUUUGGGCACACCGAGGUCGUGCAGGAGCUGCUGGAGUCCUUACCAGGUCCCAGCCCCCAGCGGCUUCUGAACUGGAUGCUGGCCUUGGCGUGCCAGAGGGGCCACCUGGGAGUCGUGAAGCUCCUGGUCCUGACACACGGGGCAGACCCGGAGAGCUACGCGGUCAGGAACAAUGAGUUUCCGGUCAUCGAGCGUUUGCCACUCUACACGGCCAUGAAGUCAGAGAAUGAAGACAUUGCCAUAUUCCUGCUCCGUCAUGGCGCCUUUUUCUGCUCCUAUAUCUUGCUGGACAGCCCUGACCCCAGCAAGCAUCUCCUCCGGAAAUACUUCAUCGAAGCCAGUACCUUGCCCGGCAGCUAUCUGGGGAAAACGGCGCUCCGUGUGAAGUGGUCGCAUCUCAGGCUGCCCUGGGUGGACCUGGACUGGCUCCUCGACAUCUCCUGCCAGAUCACCGAGCUCGACCUCUCCGCCAACUGCCUGGCUUCGCUGCCCUCCGUCAUCCCCUGGGGACUCAUUAACCUGCGGAAGCUCAACCUCUCGGACAACCAGCUGGGGGAGCUGCCCGGCGUGCAGUCCUCGGACGAGAUCAUCUGCUCCAGGCUCCUUGAAAUCGACAUUUCCUGCAACAGAUUGAUCCAUCUCCCACCUGGGUUCUUACACCUCUCAAAGCUUCAGAAACUGACAGCUUCCAAGAAUUGCUUAGAGAAAUUGUUCGAAGAAGACAACGCCACCAACUGGAUCGGAUUGCGGAAGCUCCAGGAACUGGAUCUCGGUGACAAUAAGUUGACCGAACUACCUGCCACGUUCCUCCACUCCUUCAAGUCACUCAGUGGUCUGAACGUCUCCAAAAACCACUUGAAGGCGUUUCCAGAGCCCUGGGCGUGCCCUUUGAAAUAUUGCAAAGCAUCGAAAAAUGCCCUGGAAUCUCUGCCAGACAAGAUGGCUGUCUUUUGGAAAAAUCACCUUAAAGAGGUGGAUUUUUCAGAAAAUGCACUAAAAGAAGUUCCUGUGGGACUUUUUCAGCUCGAUGACCUCAUGUUCUUGAAGUUACAGGGAAACCAGCUGGUGGCCCUUCCCCCCCAAGAGAAGUGGACCUGCAAGCAACUGAAGACCCUGGAUCUCUCUAGAAAUCAACUUGGCAAAAACGAAGACGGACUUAAAACAAAGCGUAUUUCCUUUUUCACCACCAGAGGCCGCCAGCGUUCAGGGACUGAGUCAGCAUCCGUGCUGGAAUUCCCAGCCUUCCUCAGUGAGUCCCUGGAAGUCCUUUGUCUGAACGACAACCACCUCGAUGCCGUGCCCCCUUCGGUCUGCCUGCUGAAAAGCUUAUCGGAGCUCUACCUGGGGAAUAACCCUGGCCUCCGAGAGCUCCCUCCCGAGCUGGGGCAGCUGAGCAACCUCUGGCAGCUGGACACGGAAGACUUGAACAUCAGCAACAUGCCUGCAGAGAUCAAGAAGGAAGGUCCCAAAGCCAUGCUGUCCUACCUGCGCGCUCACCUCCGGAAGGCCGAGCGCUGCAAGCUGAUGAAGAUGAUCAUCGUGGGGCCGCCGCGCCAGGGCAAGUCCGCCCUCCUGGAGAUCCUACAGACAGGGAGGGCCCCCCAGGGCAUGCACGGCGAAGCCACCAUCAGGACCACCAAGUGGGAGCUCCAGAGGCCAGCUGGCUCCAAAGCGAAGGUUGAGUCUGUGGAGUUCAACGUCUGGGACAUCGGGGGCCCGGCCAGCAUGGCCACCGUCAACCAGUGCUUCUUCACGGACAAGGCCCUGUAUGUGGUGGUCUGGAACCUGGCACUGGGCGAGGAGGCCGUGGCCAGCCUCCAGUUCUGGCUACUCAACAUCGAGGCCAAGGCCCCCAAUGCCGUCGUACUGGUGGUGGGGACGCACCUGGACUUAAUCGAAGCCAAGUUCCGCGGGGAGAGGAUCGCCACCCUGCGGGCCUACGUGCUGGCCCUCUGCCGCUCGCCCUCGGGGUCCAGAGCCACGGGCUUCCCGGACAUCACUGUCAAGCACUUACGCGAGGUUUCAUGCAAGAGCUUGGAAGGCCUGGAAGGGCUGCGGCAGCUGAUUUUCGACGUCACGUGUAACAUGAAGGACGUGGGCAGCACCAUCGGCUGCCAGAGGCUCGCUGGGAGGCUGAUCCCGCGGAGCUACCUGAGCCUGCAGGAGGCCGUGCUGGCCGAGCAGCAGCGCCGCAGCCUGGCGGACGAGGUGCAGUACCUGACCGACAGGCAGCUGGAGCAGCUGGUGGCGCAGACCCCCGGCAACGACAUCAACGACUAUGAGGACCUGCAGUCUGCCAUCAGCUUCCUCAUACAGACCGGCACCCUCCUGCACUUCCCGGACACCAGCCAUGGCCUGAGGAACCUCUACUUCCUCGACCCCAUCUGGCUCUCCGAGUGCCUACAGAGGAUCAUUAACAUCAAGAGCUCGCGCUCCGUGGCGAAGAACGGGGUGAUCCGUGCAGAAGACCUCAGGAUGUUGUUGGUUGGGACGGGCUUCACGCGCCAGACAGAAGAGCAGUACUUCCAGUUCCUGGCCAAGUUCGAGAUCGCCCUGCCCGUGGCCAAUGACAGCUACCUCCUGCCACACCUCCUUCCGUCCAAACCUGGCCUGGACACCCACGGCAUGCGGCACCCCAUGGCCAACACCAUCCAGAGGGUGUUCAAGAUGAGCUUCGUCCCCGUGGGCUUCUGGCAGAGGUUUAUCGCACGGAUGCUGAUCAGCCUGGCCGAGAUGGAUCUGCAGCUAUUUGAAAACAAGAAAAAUACUAAAAGCAGGAACAGGAAAGUCACCAUUUACAGUUUCACCGGUAACCAGAGAAACCGGUGCAGCACGUUCCGGGUGAAACGAAAUCAGACCAUCUACUGGCAGGAAGGCCUCCUGGUCACGUUCGACGGCGGCUACCUCAGCGUGGAAUCCUCUGACGUGAACUGGAAGAAGAAAAAAAGCGGAGGAAUCAAAAUCAUUUGCCAGUCAGAAAUGAGGGACUUCUCGGCCAUGGCGUUUAUCACGGAUCACGUCAAUUCAUUGAUUGACCAGUGGUUUCCCGCCCUGACAGCCACGGAAAGUGAUGGGACGCCCCUCAUGGAGCAGUACGUGCCCUGCCCGGUCUGCGAGGCGUCCGGGGCCCAGCUGGGGGACCCCGGUGACAAGGCGGAGGACGUGCAGUACUUCAACAUGGAGGACUGUGUCCUAACGGCCAUCGAGCGGGACUUCAUCUCCUGCCCCAGGCACCCCGACCUGCCCGUGCCCCUCCAGGAGCUGGUGCCCGAGCUGUUCAUGACCGACUUCCCGGCCAGGCUCUUCCUGGGGAACAGCAAGCUGGAACACAGCGAGGACGAGAACAGCAUCUUGGGCCAGGGUGGCAGCGGCACCGUCAUCUACCGGGCCCGGUACCAGGGCCAGCCCGUGGCCGUGAAGCGAUUCCAAAUCAAGAAAUUCAAGAACUUUGCGAAUGCCCCGGCAGACACCAUGCUGAGACACCUGCGGGCCACAGACGCCAUGAAGAACUUCUCGGAGUUCCGGCAGGAGGCCAGCAUGCUGCACGCGCUCCAGCACCCGUGCAUUGUGUCGCUCAUCGGCAUCAGCAUCCACCCGCUCUGCUUCGCCCUGGAGCUUGCCCCGCUGAGCAGCCUCAACACCGUGCUGUCUGAGAACGCCAAAGAUUCUUCCUUUAUGCCCCUGGGACACAUGCUUACCCAAAAAAUAGCCUACCAGAUUGCCUCGGGCCUGGCCUACCUACACAAGAAGAACAUCAUCUUCUGCGACCUGAAGUCCGACAACAUUCUGGUGUGGUCCCUGGAUGUCAAAGAGCCCGUCAACAUCAAGCUGUCCGACUACGGGAUCUCGAGACAGUCAUUCCACGAGGGCGCGCUGGGAGUGGAAGGCACUCCCGGUUACCAGGCCCCUGAGAUCAGGCCCCGCAUCGUGUAUGAUGAGAAGGUAGAUAUGUUCUCCUACGGAAUGGUACUGUACGAGUUGCUGUCGGGACAGCGUCCUGCCCUGGGCCACCACCAGCUCCAGAUUGCCAAGAAGCUGUCCAAGGGCAUCCGCCCCGUGCUGGGCCAGCCGGAGGAAGUGCAGUUCCACCGACUGCAGGCGCUUAUGACAGAGUGCUGGGACACCAAGCCCGAGAAGCGACCGCUGGCCCUGUCGGUGGUCAGCCAGAUGAAGGACCCGACCUUCGCCACCUUCAUGUACCUGCUCCCCUGCGGGAAGCAGACGACCUUCUUCUCGUCCCAGGGCCAGGAGUACACCGUGGUGUUUUGGGAUGGCAAAGAAGAAUCCAGGAACUACACGGUGGUGAACACCGAGAAGGGCCUUCUGGAAGCUCAGAGAAUUAACUGUGCGGGAAUGAAGCUCAGCUGUCAGCUCAAGGUCCAGAGCUCCCUGUGGACGGCCACCGAGGACCAGAAGAUUUAUAUCUACAGCCUGAAGGGCAUGUGUCCUUUAAAUGCCCCUCGGCAGGCGUUGGACACCCCAGCUAUCGUCACCUGCUUCUUGGCCGUGCCUGUUAUUAAAAAGAACUCCUACCUGGUGCUGGCGGGCCUGGCCGACGGGCUGGUGGCCGUGUUUCCCGUGGUGCGAGGUGCCCCGAGCAACAUCUGCUCCUACCUGUGCUCCCACACGGCCAACAGGGCCAAGUUCGGCAUCCCAGAUGAAGACCCGCGGCAGAACCCCUUCCCGGUGAAAGCCAUGGAGGUGGUCAACAGCGGGUCUGAGGUCUGGUACAGCAACGGGCCGGGCCUCCUGGUCAUCGACUGCGUAGCCCUGGACAUCCGCAGGCGCCUGGAGCCCUUCUCGGCCCCGUCGGUGGUCACGUCGAUCGUGUGCAGCUCGGAGUGCAGCGGGGACGAGGUCGUCUGGUGCCUGGACGACAGGGCCAACUCCUUGGUCAUGUACCACUCGGCCACCUACCAGCUGUGCGCCCGGUACUUCUGCGGGGACCCCAGCCCCCUCAGGGACACCUUUCCCGUGCGCCUCCCAGGCCUGGGACCCCCGGACAGCCACGCAGCCAGCCCGAAGGAGCCCGAGGGGGACUCCAUCGCGGACGUCAGCAUUAUGUACAGCAAGGAGCUGGGCACCCAGAUCCUGUCCCACCAGGACUCUCUGACCGACUACUGCUCCAUGUCCUCCUACUCUUCGUCCCCGCCACACCACGUGACCGGGGCCCCCGCGAGCCUGCCCAGCUCCCCGGCCAGCUCGUCCAGCGUGCCUUUCUCCACCGACCGCGAGGACUCAGACAGGCUGCACGAACCCGGGGCCGCCUCCGACAGGUCCGAGCACGACCUGACUCCCCUGGACGGCGAGGCCUUCAGCCGGCACCUGCAGGCGGUGAAGAUCCUCGCCGUCAAAGACCUCAUUUGGGUCCCCCGGCGGGGCGGAGAUCUUAUCGUCAUUGGCCUAGAGAAGGAUUCCGGCGCCCAGCGGGGCCGAGUCAUCGCCGUCCUAAAAGCCCGGGAGCUGACUCCGCAUGGGGUACAGGUGGACGCGACUGUGGUGGCCAAGGACGCGGUGGCGUGCUGCUUUGUGAAUGAAAACGCCCAGUGGUGCCUGGCUGUCUGGAGGGGCUGGGGCUCCAGGGAGUUCGACAUUUUCUACCAGUCCUAUGAGGAGCUGGGUCGACUGGAAGCUUGUCCGAGGAAGAGGAGGUAAUGUCCGUAGUAGGACUGCAGCACCGAGCUGGCCUUCUGGAGCUUCAGCCUACAACCUGCAGCCCUCUGAGGACCCCAAAGAGAUGGAGCUCUAUCCUGAACUCCUCGCUGCUAAGAACUGCUUACGAGUUACCAGGCUGGUGGUGGUUGGGGGUUCUUGGGUUCUGUAGAGCAGAAUUCCUGAGACCCUCACGUCCCUGGUGCUGAUUUUACAACCCUAUGGUAGAUGGAGGAUCAUGCAACCUCUUCCGUCAGCUUCCAGAAGGGAAAGCGACCCAGUUCUGAGAUGGGUCACAUAAAGUGAGACCAGGCCCGUCCUGACAUAAAGGGCCUGCCGUUUUCAUCCUCAGCUCUCGGAUGGAAUUACACUAGCGCCUCUCUCUCGAGGAGCAAUUCAGGGCAGGGCGGGAGGAGGGCCACGACCCCUGCCCUCUUCCCAGGGGACCCCAGGUUCUCAGCACAUUUCAUAAGCCCCUGAGUCCCCCAGGUUUGGGGCCGGCUCAGGGAAGCUGAGAUCAGAUGUCUCCCUGCUUGGGAAAAUCUCUGCAAGAGAAACCCCCAGAAGGACCCUACACACCGAGCAUUGCCCAACCCAGCCAAUGAAUGAGCCCCUGUAAGUGCCCCUGUAGGAAAGCCCAGGGGUACAUAUUUGGAGAGCGUUCUUGGCCUUGACAUUCUUCUCCUGCGGGCAAAAAGGAGAAACUCAAUCAGCCAGACUCGGGAAAGGGCUUUGUGUUUAUAGCUUUGUAAAAUAAACUUGGACACAGCUGAAGCACAAGCCCUGGUUGUUUGCACAUAAUAAUCUUGUUUAUCACUUGAACAAAUUAAGUAAUAUCUCCGCGGUGAGGCCUCUGGUUGUGAAAUCUCAGCCUAUGGGCCUCAUACCAGAUCACGUGUUUGCUAAACAUUCAACGCACCCAUGUACAGUCGUGAGGUGGGCAGCAGCCAGCAUUUUUUUAAUAAGUGGUGCACACGGACAUGUAUGCACAGUACAUGCAUACAUGCAUGCAUGUAUGCAUACACACGUGCCUGACAAACCACGUCUUUGCCCAACAUAACCACUGGAGGCUACCCAAGUAGCCAGAACGGGAGUUUGAAAGGAACCUCAAACUCCACUCAAGUGGUUGAUCCUUUUCUAAAAUGAAAUGAUGAAAAACCAAACCUAAAGUUUAUUCGGGGGUAUACCAGCAGAUGUGAUUCCUUUUAUCUGCAAAUAAACAGACUCUUAGCAAUAGGGCACAUGUGCUUGCCAGAGGGACAGAGAAAAUGAGGGAAAAAAAAAA